ACUCAACCGGGCAGCUAACUCCUGGGCGAAGACAUGGCCGCUCCGGUCAAAGCCGAGGACGUGCACUUCGUAGGCGCGGCUGCUCAGCAGCACAACAACUUUGACCCCUCUGGGAAGUACAAACUCAAGUGCGAGGGCGCUUUCGUGGCAGUGGAGUGCGCCAUUAGCGAGAGCGAUGGGCUGAAGAGCCAGGGCAGCGUGAUGGUGACCAUGAGCGGCAACGUGGAUAUCGACACCAAAAUGGAGGGCGGUCUGGGCAGCUCCCUGCUUCGCUGCUGCUGCGCUGGCGGGUCUAUGUUCUUCAGCCACUACUCGAUCAAGCCUGGCCAGGGUCCUCGUGGUGAUGUGCUGCUUGCGCCGCCUGUACCUGGCGAGAUAAUGUUAUUGCACCUGGAUGGCGCGCAGGGCUGGGUGGUGCAGCCUGGUGGCUACCUGGCGUGUGACCACAGCGUCAACAUCGGUGUGAAGAUGCUGGACAUUGCGCAGGGCUGCUGCGGCGGCGAGGGCUUCUUUGUGAUGGAGGCCAACGGCCGCGGCCGGCUGCUCAUCUGCUCCUACGGCGCCAUCACGCGGUACGACCUCGCGCCGGGCGAGAAGCGGAAGAUUGACAACGGCUACUGCGUGGCGUGGACCAGCGGCAUGGAGUGGAACAUCGCCAAGGCUGCUAAGGGGCUGUGGAACACGGUGAUUUCGGGCGAGGGGCUGGUGGCGAACUUCACGGGGCCCGGCACUGUGUUCGUGCAGACGCGCUCCAUGCAGAACCUGGCCAACGCGCUCGUGCCAUACCUGCCAAGUGGCGGUGGCGGCGGCGGUGGUGGCGACGACUCUAGCAAGUAACGCUUCGCGUCUAAACCACUGGACUCACCAUGGAGUAGGUAUCAAAAGCUGGCAUCCGUUGGCGAUGUCGUGUGGGAUGUUCCGGGGCAUGCACUGCGAUGGGUGUUGCGGUCAGGCUGUCGCCUGAGAGCGCUCUCAAGCGGGGUGGGGCUCUCGAAUGCUUGCGGACUGUGACUCGUAAAAUCUGUCGACCUUCUCUAUGACAGUACAUAUGUUUUCUCGGAAACACGGCCGGAGCGAGCAGCGACCUCGCACGUCCAUGGACUUUAAUUGACUGGCGACUGUGGCGACUCGUUGCGAGGUAAAGAAGCGGCGCAAGCGCGCAGGCUGAGGAGCCGGCUGGCGGUGUCUAGGUAGCGGUCCGCGGUGGGGCUGGCAGGGCAUGCGUAGCGGCAUGACAAGCAGUGCGGCUGUUGACAACUGUGCUACGUCUGGCUGCGGUUGGCUCUGCUGUGGCAUCGCGAUUGCUAGAUGGGCACCUGGUUUGGCUAUGUGCCUGUGGAAACCGACCCCGGCUAUGUCCGGGCGAUGAGGUUGUUCGGCCUCAGAGAGUGGAGGGGCUCAGCCCCUUUUCCCGUGACCGGGGAACACUUGUCUCGGAAGGACCCACCGUCAAGAACAUGGGUAUGCACGGGAGAUCCAACCAUGUGCGUACGGUAUCAUUUCAUUGUUUGGGAUGCUGAGGUGGAUGGCAGUGGGUAGGCUUGUGCAGCGAAGUGGCUACAGCCACGCGUUGAUGAGUGAUGUCUGGCGCGCAGGCGUCUCCCUUGCCUUCUUCAGUACGCAUGUUUACUUCAUCUUUGUCAACAGGCAUGGGUGUACGGAUCAUAGACAGGACAAAGUAGAACUAUUGAAACACGAUGAUUGCAGCUCGCAUUCUGCUUAUCAACUGUGCUGUUGUAAUGUCGUAACAUGCCUGGAUGUGCGAUGGGACAGUGUUAAGGCAGGUUGCUGAAGUCCCGCAGGGUGCAGCUGAUUCCCAGACCCCAGAAGAUGGCAAACCAUUUGCAACGGCAGGGCAGGAGUGGCGUAACAUGCCUGGAUGUGUGCUGCACUAGCAUAGACCAGCAGAGACAAGAGACGUGGCUCACUGUCAAACCUCCGCGUCCACCUGAGUCGCUCACACAUCCACCGACUGAUAUACAUGAUGACACCUCUACCCGUCUAGCGUACGUCCUGUUCAGGGGGGGGGUAGCCUCGACUGGGAAAGGCCCCAUGUUCUCAAACGAAAGAGCUUGACGAGAGGACUCCAAAUCCACUUUCAGAGUUUCAAUCAGGGUAGUAAUUGCAAAGUUAUGGAUGCGGAUGUUACAGAGGGGACAGUCCCAGCUCCCGAAGACGCCGAGCCAUCACAUGCUAUCAGGGCCCAACCCCGACUUUGCUGCAAACCCUCCCGCGGGCAAAGUCCGUGUGACUCCGCGCACAGUGAGUCCUAGCCAAGCCUCAACCCGCCAGAGCCCCACCGCAAAGUUAUGGGCCCUCAAAGUUCAGGGUCGGUCGUCGGGGUUGGGGGUCCCCAAGGUUUCGUCACGCGGAUGUGGGUGGGACUGCCAGAUUUCGUCUCCGCGCCCUAAACGCCCCUCUAAACGCUCCGCCCAAUAGCACAAGCACUAGCACACAUUAGCAUGCACAUACUAAAGCAUUUGCAUUACGUUUGGCCUCAGGAAAGCGGCCGCAUGUCCGUCCACAUUGGCAUCGUAGUAGCGUAGAGCCCCACUCGAGCGUCUCUCACUGGUGUCAUGGAGACUAUGCGCACUGAUGCUAACUUGUAACGGCCAAGGCUUGGUGUGGGUCAUGGCGACAAGGUUGCCGCCGGCCAUUGAGCGUGACAUGAAUCCCGGGAUUCUUCACAUGAUCCCGGGAGAAAGUCCACCGAUCUCUUCCGGCACACAAUCCCAAACAUCAUAUGUACAGCGCAAUUGUAAGCUUAAGCGCAC
Messenger RNA from Chlamydomonas reinhardtii, 2774 nucleotides. RefSeq lists its product as uncharacterized. The transcript has 7 exons. The record is from RefSeq and is a predicted model, not a curated record. NCBI's taxonomy places the organism in Eukaryota, Viridiplantae, Chlorophyta, Chlorophyceae, Chlamydomonadales, Chlamydomonadaceae. The coding region runs from base 34 to 837 and encodes 267 amino acids.